Emericellopsis atlantica is the source of this 3147-nucleotide messenger RNA. Its product is annotated as microtubule associated protein-domain-containing protein. The record is from RefSeq and is a predicted model, not a curated record. Gene Ontology annotation, biological process: microtubule cytoskeleton organization; mitotic spindle midzone assembly. Bases 389 to 2674 code for a protein of 761 amino acids. Gene Ontology annotation, molecular function: microtubule binding. The transcript is spliced from 3 exons. Lineage: Eukaryota; Fungi; Ascomycota; Sordariomycetes; Hypocreales; Bionectriaceae. Gene Ontology annotation, cellular component: spindle; mitotic spindle midzone; cytoplasm.
AAAAACAUCAUCCACACACACGCCCACUUGAGUUUAUACUCCGGCGCGCCAUCAUACAAGUGGAUCACGCAUCCUCCCGCUUCGUACCACCAUCCGUCAACAUCAUUGUCAACAAAGCCUUCACUGGCCGUGUUCCUGGCUACCUUACUCGAGCCACUCUGUCGCAAACCUCAUUCUAGAGUACCAUUAGCAUGCCCUGCCACCGUCGCGCCCUGCAUUGCCAAACCCCGACCCGCAGCGUGCACGACGAGUAAACACGCGGUGUGUGCUUACACAGACCGAGACAUCGCGCCCCGCGACACGCGACAUUCCAGAAGCGCACACCUCUCAUCGCACUGGGAGAACUCACCACAAACGCAUCGCCACCAUCUUCAUCGCGCGCGCCACCAUGGACACGAGCUACCUGGCGCAGCAGGUCAACUCGAGCGUAGCCCAGCUGCAUGGGCUAUUCGACGAGAUUGGCGUGCCCAGCCACGAGCGCGAGGCACGCGAAGCCGAGCUCUUCGAGUCGCUCUCACAGGCCCUAGAAGGCCAAGUCCGCCAUGUCAAUGCCGAGAAGAAGGAGAUGGUCGAAGAGGCCAAGAAGAUCAUCACAGCCAUCCACCAGAUGGAGACAUCGCUCGACGACUCGAAACGAAGUCGCGACGACGACAGCAUGCAGAUCACCUACCCUCUCAACCGAUGCCUAGCGCACCUCAAGGAAAAGCACCAGCAGAUCCAGCGCCUACACAGGGAGCGGUUUGAGCAGGUCAAGAAACUUGUCGAGGCCCUCGAAUCCUACUCGUCUCACUUGGAACCUACCUUUGUCCAGAUCGCUCUUCCACCCACCAGUCCCAAUGCCUCGAUUCCACCGACGUUUGACCUCUCGCCUAGCUAUGUGGAUCGCCUUGAUGUUGAGUUCACCCGCGUCUACGAAGAAUACACACAACGGAUCGCCACCGUGCAGAGUCUAGCCAACAGUAUCAUAUCGCUCUGGGCGGAGCUUGGCAUCCCUCAGGCCCAACAGGACGGCGCCAUUGUAAAGUACUACCGCGAAUCGCCAGAGCAGCUCGGUCUGCACGAGGAGGAUCUCGCCCGACUCCUCGCUAAGCGUGACAAGCUGUCGGAAGAGAAGAAGAACCGCGAGAAGAAGCUGCAGAGUCUCAAGGCUGCCGUGGAGGCCCUCUGGAUCAAGCUCGACGUCGAUGCUGGCGAGACCAAGGCUUUCCUCAACGCAAACCGCGGCUGCGGCGUUCGACAGAUCAAUGAAUUUGAGGAUGAGCUCGCCAGGCUCAAUGAGCUCAAGCGACAAAACCUGCACCUGUUCGUCGAGGAUUCGCGCGUCAAGCUUCAGGAACUCUGGGACUCGCUGUACUUCUCCGAGGAUGAGAUGCUCGAGUUUACACCUGCCUUUUCAGACGUCUACAGCGAUGCCCUGCUCGAAGCUCAUGAGAGGGAGGUUGCGCGGCUGGAGGCGCUCAAGGAGCAGCGCGCACCCACUCUGUCGCUGAUUGACCGUCACAAGUCUCUCAUCAAAGAGCGCGACGACCUUGCCACAUCGAGCCAGGAUGCCUCGCGGCUCAUGGCCCGAGGGCAGAAGGGUGAGAAGCGUGACCCUGGCAAACUUCUCCGAGAGGAGAAGAUGCGCAAGCGCAUUGCGAAGGAACUGCCCAAGAUCACGGCCGAACUGCGUAAGAUUCUCGAGAAAUGGGAGGACGAGUACGACCGACCGUUCCUGGUCUUUGGAGAGCGCUAUCUGGACGAGAUUGAGGCUGGCGAGGCUAAGAGAACCGCCGCACCUGGUCCUCGCUCCAAGACACCUGCCGGGCCACCAGCCUCGGCAGUCAAAGCGGCACCCAAGUCUGUGCAAAGCAAGACCACCACGAGACAGAUCCCGCCGAGAUCCAUGACCAAGACACCCACCUCCACAUACAGAAAGACGCCCGCAAAACCUGCGGCGGCACAGCCCAGUGGCAAGGCCAGUCCUAGCAGGAUUCCUGCCCGCGCGCCGCUAUCGAAUCUCAAGCACGGCAACAACUCGCCUGAGAGGGCACGUCCAGAGUCAAGGAGUGAUUUGCAUAGGAACGGGGCACCCAUGAGGGCACCGCCACCAAAGAUGCGCGACCUGCGCUCUGUGCCCGAGCUGGAGACGCCCAGGAAUCCAUACAAGGGUGCCGGCAUUGCGGGCAGCAUUGUGCGCCAAACGGAGCCGGAGGAUGUCUACGAUGACAGACCCAAGGCUAUGCGUGGGCUGUCCGGCACCAGUUCGAAUUCGAAUGGGUCAUCAUCUUAUCACAACCAGCCCUCGUACUACGAGGACUCUUACGACUCGAGAUACAACGACCCCUAUGCCACUGUCCGCGCACCUGCCUCGCGUCCAGCGAUUUACAGCACCUCGUCGGGGUCGUCAAGACAAAUAUCACAGUCAUCUACGCAGAUUUCUGGCUCAGAAAACUGGGAGACCUUUGACGACCACUCGGAACCCGAACCCGACGCCUCGGACGCAUACUACGCCAAGUUGCGGGCUGCGCGGAACAAGCGUUUGCACGAGGGUGCCCACGAAGCGUUCCGCCCGGAUAGCAGCCAGGGCAGCAAACGCAUGCGAGGGCCGGCGACCGUGAGUGCUGUGAUGGUGGACGCCGAGGGGAACAGGAUCAUCUCGGGGAGCGAGUGGACGGAUGAAGAUGCGUACUAAGUAAUGGUCUGGUGUGGUGUGGUCGACGAUGACGAUGAUGAGCUAUGCUGGUCAUGCUUGUGUGUUUGGCGUUUUUGUUUCAGCGAGAAAGGCGUAAGAGCAUGGCGUUGGGGUUUUUGCGGCUGCCGCCCAAUCUUGUUGUCCAUUUCCAGCUGCCCUGGGCAUAGGAGAGGAGAGGAUGGAGACAUCCACGUCCAAUGUCAAUUUGCACACGUGCGUCUGAUCAAUACCUGGUAUUGAAGUACACAAUGACUCUCGUGAUGAUCAUGUCAGGCGUUGAAGGCUGAACCCCUGGAACGCCCCCCAAGACAGCCGCGCCUUAGGCCCUUCUAGCGCCGCGUCACUACCACGCGAUCCCCUGACAGCAGCGUGAAUUAGUGGAUUGUGGUUGGUGCCUAGCCCACCAAAGGCACCCUGACCAGCCAAUUGAGUUCGUGCCUUAGCUUCCAUUUGGGGGUCGCCUGAGAUUGGAU